AUGAAUAAUCGCUUGAAAGAAUUGAGGAAAAAAGCACAAGGCCGAGCCGAUGAUCUAGACGACAUUGCUCUCCAAGAGAAGUACGAAUUUGGUGAUUUAGAGCAUGCUGAAGGUGGUUACGCAGGUGGCAGACUGAUUCCAAAGGAAAGUGAGUUCGUUUCCGACUUUUUGAAUCAAGUAACCGAGAUCAAAAUCCGUAUAAACAAAAUCGAUGAGAACGCCACGCUCAUGGAAAAGACAUAUAAUAGCAUCAUUGCAGAGGUGAAAAAGGAAUCAAACACAAAGGCGUUCAAACAAAAAGUUACGGCAAUUGCUGAUGACAUUGAUGCAGAUAUGAGGUUUGUUAAGCAAAAUUUAGAGGAAAUGGCUCAAACCAACAAGAAACUCGAAGAAUUUUCAGCCGAGAGAAGAAUGAGAGAAAAUCAACAAGCAUCUCUUACACAAAGCUUUUUUUCAGUGGUUCAAAGAUACAAUGGCAUUCAAGCAGCUUGCAAAGCCAGAUACAAAGACGAUCUUUUGAGAAAUUUGCGUAACAUUUAUUCUGAAGAAGAAAAAUCAGACGAAGAACUGAACGAGAUGAUCGAAACUGGGCAAAUUCAAGAAGGAAAUCUCUAUGGAAAGUAUUUACUCAAAAAUUCUGCACAAAACACCAUCAAGGCAACCUAUUCCGAAAUUAAGGAAACUCAUGAAGACCUUAAACGACUGGAAUUGUCCAUGAACGAGUUACAAGACAUGUUUCGUGACCUGCAUACUCUAAUAUUGAUGCAACAAGAUCUUAUUGACAAUAUUGAAGACAACGUAUUGAGAAGCAUUGAUUACACAGAGAAGGGAGUUCAAAACAUCAAGACAGCCAAGAAAAUCGGGGACAAGACAAGAAAUGCUAAAUGUGUACUGUUAGUGAUUGUGGUGGUGAUUGCUAUUGUGGUCAUUCUCAUAGCCGCUGGUGUCAUUGCCAUUGCCGUUCCACUUGGUGUGUUAAAGAAAUAA
Naegleria lovaniensis is the source of this 987-nucleotide messenger RNA. RefSeq lists its product as uncharacterized. The coding region runs from base 1 to 987 and encodes 328 amino acids. Gene Ontology annotation, biological process: intracellular protein transport; vesicle fusion; exocytosis. NCBI's taxonomy places the organism in Eukaryota, Heterolobosea, Eutetramitea, Acrasida, Naegleriidae. The record is from RefSeq and is a predicted model, not a curated record. Gene Ontology annotation, cellular component: SNARE complex; plasma membrane; endomembrane system. The transcript is spliced from 2 exons. Gene Ontology annotation, molecular function: SNARE binding; SNAP receptor activity.